Daldinia decipiens is the source of this 675-nucleotide messenger RNA. RefSeq lists its product as uncharacterized. Bases 290 to 502 code for a protein of 70 amino acids. The record is from RefSeq and is a predicted model, not a curated record. Lineage: Eukaryota; Fungi; Ascomycota; Sordariomycetes; Xylariales; Hypoxylaceae. The transcript has a single exon.
UGUAAAAUGGCGAAUGACAUUUGACAUUUAUCUCCGAAAUGCGUUCCUAUAAGCUUGAGCAUUAUCACUGACUUGUUUUUCGAUAGUUCCUCUGCAUAUAACCGCAUACGAUUUUUACGUGGCAAUAGACGCGAUAGGCAAGGAAUAUACACCGUACGCACUGACGACAAUACAUAUGUUACGCAUGCUUUUCCGUAACCAAAUAAUACAACAUAGGAUCAAAAACUAUGUAAUCAUUAGCAAGUCGCUUCGUUGGCAACCUCGCUGCUGUAGAUAAACACAAGCAAAAAUGACAAGUCACUUACUCCUAGCCUUACUUAUUCCUAAGGCGUUCAUCAUCUCAGAUGCCCAAACUUACCUAAUGCCCUGCAUACAUACGAACAUAGAAGAGGCGAAUCUGGAUAGAACCAGAAUUAGAAACGAACUUUGGCCACAUGAAGAGCCGUGUGAACCAUGUGGCCAUCGUCUGCUCUUCUAUUGUAUGAUUACAUAUGGGGAAUAAGAAAUCUCUUGCUAUGACAUAACCGCUCUACUGCUUCAACGGCUACAAUUAAAUAUAAUUAAAUAUGUAUUGGGUACCUAUACCUAGGUAGAUAGAGUUAAUUAAGAGGAUGAUUGGAUUCGUUUAUGCUGAAUGGAUUAUGAAUACGUGUUGGUAAUGAAUUGUUAUCGCGU